Molecule: messenger RNA, 1543 nt
Organism: Hippopotamus amphibius kiboko
Lineage: Eukaryota; Metazoa; Chordata; Mammalia; Artiodactyla; Hippopotamidae
Gene: SNAPC1
Product: small nuclear RNA activating complex polypeptide 1
Exons: 10
Coding region: 39-1166 (375 amino acids)
Biological process (GO): snRNA transcription by RNA polymerase III; snRNA transcription by RNA polymerase II
Cellular component (GO): snRNA-activating protein complex
Molecular function (GO): sequence-specific DNA binding
Source: RefSeq, a predicted model, not a curated record
GGCAGCAGGACCGCGCGCGGCUUGCCUGCUUUGCAGCCAUGGGGGCUCCGGCAGGUUUGCAGACCGACUGCGAGGCGCUGCUCAGCCGCUUCCAGGAGAUGGACAGUGUGCGCUUCGAGGACUUCACUGAGCUCUGGAGGAAUAUGAAGUUCGGGACCAUCUUCUGUGGUAGAAUGAGAAAUUUAGAAAAGAACACGUUUACAAAAGAAGCUUUGGCUUUGGCGUGGCGAUAUUUUCUGCCUCCAUACACCUUCCAGAUCAGAGUUGGUGCUUUGUAUCUGCUGUAUGGAUUGUAUAACACCCAACUGUGUCAACCAAAACAAAAGAUCAGAGUUGCCCUGAAGGAUUGGGAUGAAAUUUUAAAAUUUCAGCAAGAUUUGAUAAAUGCACAACAUUUUGAUGCAGCUUAUAUUUUUAGGCAGCUACGACUAGACAGAGCCUUUCACUUUACGGCAAUGCCUAAAUUGCUGUCAUACAGAAUGAAGAAAAAAAUUCAGCGAGCUGAAGUUACCGAAGAAUUUAAGGAUCCAAAUGAUCGUGUAAUGAAACUUAUCACUUCUGAUGUAUUAGAGGAAAUGCUGAAUGUUCAUGACCAUUAUCAGAGAAUGAAACAUACAAUUUCAGCUGAUAAAUCCAAUCCAGACAAAGCUCUCAGCUUGAUAAAGGAUGAUUUUUUUGACAAUAUCAAGAACAUAGUUUUGGAGCACCAGCAAUGGCAGAAAGACAGAAAGAAUCCAUCCUUAAAAUCGAAAGUUAAAGAUGGAGAAGAAAAGAGUGAAGGAAAUUCACAACAAUCAGAGAGAUGUGAAAGAGCAGAAUCAUUAGCAAAAAUAAAAUCAAAGGCCUUUUCAGUUGUUGUUCAGGCAUCCAAGUCAAGAAGGCAUCGUCAGGUCAAACUUGACUCUUCUGACUCUGAUUCUGCAUCUGGUCAAGGACAAAACAAAGCAACUAGGAAAAGAAGAAACAAAGAAACAUUGAAACCAGCAGGAAGGAAGAUGUCUUCCAGAAACAGAGGUGACAUGCAGAAUGUACAUAAGGAAGAUAAGUCUUUAAGUUUGAGUAUGCCUGUAAUUACAGAAGAGGAAGAGGAGAAUGAAAGUUUUAGUGAAACAGAGUUCACUGCACCCAAGAAGAGAAGAAAACAGAGAACAAAGAGUCUGGGGUAGAGUACUUAAUUUUGAGCGUUCUGACAGAAGAAAAAAAAAUUCAUAUUUUGUGUAUUGAAAAGGAAGACUGCCAGUAUUAAAAAUCAUUCUUCUGGGAAGCUGUAGGUAUUUCUUUGAAAUGGCAAUACUUUAAUAUAGUUCUAGAAUAAAAGUUAAAAAAAAUUAGAAGUAUUUAAAAUUUAAUUUUAACAUUUUCUUUUGUGAAAUACACAUAAAUGAAGGUAAAAUUUGGAUUUAGAAUGUAAUAGAAAUAAUUCUGUCAUUUGCCAAUUAUUGCUAUUUCCCACAACUUUUUGUGGUAUUCUAUCUUAGUACACUUCUGGAAAUAUUAAUUAUUCUAUUUAAAAUAUUUUUUCUUGAAAUAUUAAUGUGUAUUA